CCUAACGCUGCCCCCCAAACAUGGCUACUCUGCUUUUAUUAUAUCUCAUCUGCUCUAGGGCAAUGUGCCUACAGACUUCACAGCCUCAGAUACUUCCUCAGAAUUAAAAUACAAACAGCGCGCGUUUGACAAUGUGCACGUGAUACUGUACGCCACUGUCCCCUCCCCCUGGUUUCCGCUUCCUCCGCUCACACUUAUGGCUUCGGGCUGUCCCUCCGAGGACAUGGAGGUGACGGGAGGCUGCGAACAUUACUCCCGGAGCUGUCAACUAAGGGCACCUUGCUGUGGAAAAUUUUAUACAUGCCGCCUGUGCCAUGACAGCAAAGAGUCACACAAGAUGGACCGUUUUAAUGUCACACAAGUUCAGUGCAUGGAAUGUAAAUGUGUUCAAAAGGCUCAGCAGACAUGUGAGCAAUGCCACAUGGUAUUUGGUGAUUAUUACUGCAAUAUAUGCCACCUAUUUGAUAAGGACAAGAAGCAGUAUCACUGUGAUGGAUGCGGCAUAUGCAGGAUUGGUCCAAAAGAGGAGUUCGAACAUUGUACAAAAUGUAAUUUAUGUUUACCACUGAGCCUCAGAGGAAACCAUAAGUGUAUAGAAAAUGUAUCAAGACAAGACUGUCCAAUAUGCCUAGAGGACAUACAUACCUCACGUGUAGGUGCACGUGUCCUGCCUUGUGGUCAUCUUCUUCACAGUACUUGUUAUGAGGACAUGUUAAAACAAGGAUACAGAUGCCCCUUGUGUAUGCGUUCUGCUCUGGAUAUGACCAGGUACUGGCGUCAGCUGGAUGAUGAAGUGGCUCAGACCCCAAUGCCCUCUGAAUAUCAGAAUAUGACCGUUGAGAUCCUAUGCAAUGACUGCAGCUCCAGAUCCACAGUGCCGUUUCACAUUCUCGGAAUGAAAUGUGAAAGUUGUAGUUCAUAUAACACUGCGCAAGAAGGGAAGACACUAACGCAGACAGCCAGGGAAUGACCUGCCGGAAACCAUCAUUGGCAUGGGUUUUUGUAAAUGAAGUCUUCUGAACCAGCAGUGUGAACACUUGCCUUGUGCCUCAUCUGGAGUCAUCACUUAUAUUGUGUUCAUUUUCAUCAUGGUACUUGAAAAUAAGCUUUAUUUUCUUUCUCGAAUCUCCUUUAAAAUAAAUAUUUAUUCAAAAA
This is a messenger RNA of Xenopus laevis (African clawed frog), 1155 nucleotides long. It is a transcript of the gene rchy1.L, whose product is annotated as ring finger and CHY zinc finger domain containing 1 L homeolog. NCBI's taxonomy places the organism in Eukaryota, Metazoa, Chordata, Amphibia, Anura, Pipidae. The record is from RefSeq and is marked provisional. Gene Ontology annotation, molecular function: ubiquitin-protein transferase activity; ubiquitin protein ligase activity; zinc ion binding. Gene Ontology annotation, biological process: protein ubiquitination; ubiquitin-dependent protein catabolic process. Gene Ontology annotation, cellular component: cytoplasm; nucleus; nuclear speck.